Molecule: messenger RNA, 1485 nt
Organism: Vicia faba (fava bean)
Lineage: Eukaryota; Viridiplantae; Streptophyta; Magnoliopsida; Fabales; Fabaceae
Source: the annotation of a GenBank genome assembly
AUGAGCGAUGAACCACGAGAACCACCUCAACCUUCCUUGAGUAAUGAGGGCCACAAGUCAGAUAGAAAACAAAUAGAUAAAAAGGAGAGUCCAUCUGUAAGAAGCAGACGACCCCGACCGGGAUUUUCUGAUUCGUUUUCUAGUAUUGACUUGGCAUCUUUAGAGAUUGAGGAAGGAAACCAAUCUGAGUAUUCUCCUAGAAGUCAAGAAUCUGAUACACCAAGUUCAAGGGCAAGCACUUCUGAUUCUGAGGGAGGUUUAAGAGGCAAUCUUAAUAAUAAUCAGUGGCGCGGUUUCUUUAAAUUGCUAAAGAAAGGAUCACAAAUGCCAUUUCAAACCUUUCAUCCGUUGAAAAAUGUUCCAAAACUUACUAGAAGAAAAAGCAAAAGAAUUAGGGAGGAUCUCAUCCCAUCUCUGAAUUCACCGGCUCUUCAGUCUUCUUUUGAUGCCGAGUUUUGCUGCUUCAAAUCUUCAUGGAAGAAUUUUUCUCUCGCUGAGAUUCAAGCCGCGACCGAUGACUUUAGCCAUGAUAAUUUGAUUGGGGAGGGAGGCUAUGCUGAGGUAUACUUAGGGAAGUUGGAAGAUGGAAACUUUGUUGCCAUUAAACGGUUGACAAGAGGUUGCCAGGAAGAAAUGACUGCAGAUUUCUUGUCUGAGCUUGGCAUUAUAGUGCAUGUGGAUCACCCCAAUAUUGCUAGAUUGAUUGGAUAUGGUGUUGAAGGUGGAAUGUUUCUUGUUCUUCAAUUGUCUCCUCAUGGAAGCUUGUCAUCCAUACUUUACGGACCUAGAGAGAAACUGAAUUGGAGCCUUAGAUUUAAGAUUAUUUUGGGGACUGCUGAGGGUCUUCGCUAUCUGCAUGAAGGAUGUCAAAGAAGGAUUAUUCACAAAGAUAUCAAAGCUUCUAACAUUCUUCUCUCAGAGGAUUUUGAGCCUCAGAUAUCUGAUUUUGGGCUCGCGAAGUGGUUACCUGAUCAAUGGACUCACCAUACCGUCUCCAAAGUGGAAGGCACAUUUGGCUAUCUUCCUCCUGAAUUCUUCAUGCAUGGUAUAGUAGAUGAAAAAACUGAUGUAUAUGCUUAUGGUGUGCUAUUAUUGGAGCUCAUUACCGGGCGACAAGCUUUGGAUAGUUCACAAAAAAGUCUGGUGAUGUGGGCAAAACCUUUGCUAUCUAGUAAUAACAUCAAAGAGCUCGUUGAUCCAAUUUUAGGCGAUGCUUAUGAUGAAGAACAGAUGAAACUUGUAGUCUUAAAUGCUUCUAUGUGUAUAGACCAGUCCUCAAUACAACGACCGCAAAUGAGUCAGGUCUUACGGAUACUAAGAGGAGAAGAAGAGAGCUUGAAAAUGUUGAAAGAAAGACAGAAGUCUAAACUUCAUAGAACAUACUCUGAAGAACUAUAUGAUGCAGAAGACUAUAACUCGACAAAGUUUUUGAGCGACCGUGAUCGACAUAUGGAGACUAUUUUAGGCACCAGCAAUCCAAAUUAG